Messenger RNA from Talaromyces proteolyticus, 2124 nucleotides. RefSeq names its product putative acylamino-acid-releasing enzyme. Gene Ontology annotation, biological process: proteolysis. Bases 1 to 2124 code for a protein of 707 amino acids. The record is from RefSeq and is a predicted model, not a curated record. The transcript has 2 exons. Gene Ontology annotation, molecular function: serine-type endopeptidase activity. Lineage: Eukaryota; Fungi; Ascomycota; Eurotiomycetes; Eurotiales; Trichocomaceae.
AUGACCAUCACACACCACAAACUGUCGCCCGAGGCGCUUCUCGAAGCUCCAAACAUGACUCAUCCUGUCCCAGACGCUGCAGGGAAACUAGCUGUUUAUGUGCAGAGCGCUUAUUCUUUCCAAUAUCACACUAUGCAAAAGCAAAUCCGCGUAAUAGAUCUGAAGACACUUCACCGGUCGUGGCCUAUCACUGAGAACAUCAGCGCAAAUUAUCCACAAUGGCUCGGUCGCAGUGGCAACCUUAUAUGGCUUGAAUCGUUGGAGAAUGGCCAUACCAACCUUGUUAUUCGUGAUGCACGGCUUGAGGAUACAGACUAUGUAGCAGGCACUGUACCUGGACAUAUAUCAAAUCUUAGAGUCACCAACAUUCCAUAUAUUGGAGACACUGACGAUGAUCUAGGAUUCGCAGUAGUAGGAAAAGUCAACGCAGACGGGUCUGUCUUUAAUCCUAUCGACCAGAGCUUAGACGGCAAGCGUACUGGCAGUUCCUAUACAGUCUUCCCUGGAGGACACGCAGAUUCGCUCAGAAGCCCACAAAAAAAUGUUAUCUGGUUUGGAAUGCUUUCCCGGCCAUCAGAAGCACCCAAUGGUCGCUAUACCAUGGGAAAGCUUACCAAUUUAAUGGAACAUUUCAAACUCACGGCAGUCGACUUACGGAUUACCCAUGGCCAAGAGAAGGACUGUCGGGACUUUGACAUCAAUUCCUGGACAAUUACCUUUGUGGGAAAUGACCUUGAUAACUUUCAAAAAACCCAUUUCAGUUGCUCGUGUUACGUCUGCCCGAUGCUUCGCUGGGAUGGAUUUCCACUGGAUGAUCUUUACCAUGCUUUCAGACACCGCGGUUUAGGAGGUAUCAUCUCAUCCCCUAUUUUGAAACCUAAUGACUCGAAUGUUGUAUUUUUAUCCCAGAAAACAGAUGGAUACAAUUCAGAUAAAAAUCGAAUUAUUUUUGUCCAUAACAAUCAAACCGGCGAGAACGAAGAGCUUUUCCAGUCUCGGGAUGGUGAGGGACAGUGGAAUUUGAGUCCUAGAGCUAUAUCAUAUGGCAUGGAUAAAUCGCUGCUAAUUCAAGUAGAGGAGAAAGGGCGGCGGGUUUUAUACAAGCUACGACUAGAUAAUUGGUGGCCAGAAAAACCUACUCCUGCCUCAUUAGAGCUGUUGAGUGGAUUCCUACGCAACGGGUCUGUCAUAAACGUCACACCGAUAUCAUCCAGCUUGUCAAAGUCCAGAUUGCUGGCCUCUUAUGAUAGCCUUAAUCAUGGCAGGGAAUAUAUUGCCUUUGAUCCAAAAUCUCCUGGAAUACAGUCUUUUACACCUCCUUAUAUCAAUCUACCCCGAAGUCAAAUCGCCGAGAUUUGGCCUUCCGGUGCAAACGGUCGUCAAGUGCAUACAUGGAUUGUCAAGCCAUCUUGGUUUAGGCCUGAACGAAGAUAUCCGCUGGCUUUGUUUAUUCAUGGCGGACCUCAGGAUGCAUGGCUUGAUCGAUGGAGUAUAAAUUGGAACUUGAUCACCUUUGCCGAGCAAGGAUAUGUAGUAGUCGCACCAAAUCCGACAGGAAGUACAAGUUACGGACAGGGAUUCACCGACGCAAUUCGAGGGUCAUGGGGUGGAUCACCAUACAACGACCUCCAGAAAGUUUUUGAACAUGUCAAAAACCACCUUAGUUACGUGGAUACAGAGAGAGCUGUGGCUCUAGGCCAUGGAUAUGGAGGGUAUAUGGUCAACUGGAUACAGGGUCAUGAAUUCGGCCGCCUUUUCAAGGCCCUGGUAACCGACAAUGGUAUUUUCAACAUGACAACUCAGUUGGCAAGUGAUACACAAGCUCUCCGUCAUGAUUUCAACGGGUUGCCUUGGGAAAACCCAACCGAAUGGCAGAAAUGGGAUCCCUCACAGUACGCUGGCCAUUGGCAAACACCCCAUUUGAUUGUUCACAACGAGCUAAAUUCUCAUCAACCGCUUGCGCAAGGCCUGGCUUCAUUUCAUACCUUACAGAUGAGAGGGGUUGAGAGUGCAUUUCUUACACUCCCGGAGGAGAAUCACCGUGAUCAGAACCCGGAAAACUUGUUGCUGUGGUAUCGUACAGUGAUUAGAUGGAUGAACCAACAUGUCAAGUCUAAAGUAUGA